This is a messenger RNA of Clunio marinus, 787 nucleotides long. Lineage: Eukaryota; Metazoa; Arthropoda; Insecta; Diptera; Chironomidae. The record is from the annotation of a GenBank genome assembly.
ACAUGAUUGAAAAUUUUCUUUGACUUGAACAAAGUAAAAAAGUUAAAGAUUUAAUAAAACAUAAAAAAUCAGAAACAUCCUUAAAAUUUCAUCAUGCCAAUUUGUGGACCAAAACUCUCACUUUGCGGAUUAAUCAUUUCCGUUUGGGGAAUAAUCCAACUGGCACUUAUGGGACUCUUCUACUAUAUCCACAGCGUUGCACUGAUUGAAGAUUUACCUCUUGAAGAACAUUACCAUACACCUGCUGAAUUUUAUGCAGCAGCUGACAAGGCUUAUCUUCAGAAUGCACAUAACUGCUGGAUUGCUGCCCUUAUUUAUGUCGUUACAUUAGGGUUCUCAGCUCAACAAUUCUAUGCUAAUAGCCGCGGAUCGUCAUCAAACUAAAUUUAUUCCAUGCAAUAACUUUACUUCAAUAUUAUCAGUAAAAACAGUUAAAGUUUCACGAUAAAAAGUGAGAAAAUAAAUUUGUGUCUAUAAAGAAAUAUAAUUUAAAACACAUUUCCAAAUAAUUAGAAAUAUAUGUCAAGUAUAUGAUAAUUCAGUAUCUUUGUUGUUUAAGUUCCUUUUCGAGAUGAGAUGAAUUAAAGGAUGUCUGCUGUAAAUACUUAACUGGAAAGUUUUUUUUUCUUGAUUAUCAGUUUCAAUUUAAGAUUGGAAGCUAUUUGGAAUUAAACAAUUCAAACGCUGAGUGGAAGAUAAGAUACGUCAUGUGAUUUCGUUUUGAGUCAUUUUCCUAUUAUCAUGUUGAUCAAAGUUUAGAUUGAGUUAAUAAAAGUAAUAUCAAAUA